Momordica charantia (bitter melon) is the source of this 1295-nucleotide messenger RNA. Lineage: Eukaryota; Viridiplantae; Streptophyta; Magnoliopsida; Cucurbitales; Cucurbitaceae. The record is from RefSeq and is a predicted model, not a curated record.
CUCUCUGAGAGUUUGUAGAGGGAAGGCAGCCAAGGUGUUGAUAGGGGCAGCCGAAGGUCUGCUAGAAGGGGUUUACCUGCGUAUUUUUUCGGGUUCUAAUGGCGGAUGAGUUGUUGAGUCAACUGGUGGAAAGACUGAAAUUGACUAAAGAGGAGAAGGGUGAAAUUUUUGAUAUGGGUGAAGGUGAAAUUUUUGAUAUGGGUGAAGAUGAAAUUGAGGACUAUGAUAAACAAGCUCAAUUCUCACUGGUCUGCAAACUCCUAACAUUGAAGAAUAUCCCUGGUGAGGUCUUCAAGAACAUGAUGCCUAGGAUCUGGGCUAAUGUAAAUGUGAAAAUUGAGUCAGUAGGGAAGAAUCUGUUUCUCUGCAAAUUCAAGACUGUUCGAGAUAAAAGCAAAAUUCUCAACAAUGGACCAUGGUUUUUUGAUAAGUCUAUGGUAAUGUUGGAGGAACCUAGAGCAAACUGCAAUUUCAACGAGCUAGAAUUCAGGAAAAAAGAAGAGACUACUCAACAUAUCCUAUGGGAAUGUAAGGUAAUUAAAGAUAUAUGGAUAAAUUGCACUCCCAUUGAAGCAAAUUUUUUCUAUAUUGACAGGACAAACUGGACUACAAAAGAGUAUUGGGAGUGGCUAAUGGAUAAGGCUGGUGAAGAAGAACGUAGAAGAAGCAUGAUAAUAGCUUGUCAGAUUUGGGAAAUGCGGAACAAAUCAAUUUUCAAAGGUGUUCAUUCAGAAACUAGAGACAUUCAAUUGGCGAUUGAUAGAUACAUAAUCAACAGUGCGGGUCAAGACACAAAUCUAAAAAGAAAGUCGAAGGACUUUCACCCAAUAAGGCGAAUUGGAGAUAAUACACGUGCCCGAUGGAAACCUCCCACAUCAAAUUCAUGGAAGUUAAAUACGGAUGCAGCAUGGCGAGCUGAUACAAACACCGAUGGGAUUGGCUGGAUUUUAAGAGACGAGAAGGGAGAAGUCAUCAAAACAGGCUGUAGAAUUAUAAGAGCGGAAAGAAAUAUUACUUACCUAGAGGUGAUGGCUAUUUGCGAGGGAUUGCGUGCGAUUCGACAAGAACACUGUCGACCAAUUCACUUGGAAUCUGACUCCCUCGAAGCCAUUCAUCUACUUCACAGACAUGUCAAGAUCAAACUGAAAUUAUUUGGCUUUUAGAAGAAAUUCGGCAGAUGAUGGAAGAUAUGGAAAUAGUUUCAAUGAGACAUAUCAGUCGAGAGGCAAAUAAGGUGGCCCAUGUCUUAGCCGGAUGAGCGAUGGAAAACGAUUUGAGGGAAGAGUGGAACAACU